Molecule: messenger RNA, 659 nt
Organism: Drosophila bipectinata
Lineage: Eukaryota; Metazoa; Arthropoda; Insecta; Diptera; Drosophilidae
Gene: moi
Product: modigliani
Source: RefSeq, a predicted model, not a curated record
UCUCUAUUUACCACCUCUGUUGUUUAUGUAGGCUCUUUUGUAAAAACAAUUUUUGGGUUCAUCCGAACCCGCUAUGAAUUCAGAGUUUCAAAACAUUUUGGAAUUCUGUACGUUCUUCAAACAUUUAUUGGUUGAGGAAUUAGCUUUAAAAAAAGAUUACUCAACUGUGCACUAUGGAAAGUGCGCAGUGAUUGGUCGACUUUCGAGGAACACGAAUCAGCUACGGUUAGAAAACGUGCGUGUAAAAGAUUUACAGGAAGAAUAUCGCUUGCCCGAGGGGAGAGUGUCACUUCCUCUUUUAGGUUUAACCAGAGACAAGGCCAACGAGCAACACGUAAGUGUCGGCUGCUACUGCAUUAUUCGGGGAGAAGUCGUCCUUGUCAAUUUAUUAAAUGAAAAAGAACGCCCCCUUACAUCCAGAGGCGUCAAAGAGUACAUUAGCAUCCGAACGCUCGAUGGAAUAGCCCGUAAACAAUACUUAGACGACUUGCUUCUGUCCCACAUUCCAGCCAUAGAUGUGUGGUUUGCUCAUCCGGUGGACGCUCCCGAGGAUCUGCUAGAACGCAAAUUAAGGGCAAACCUUUAGCGAGAAUUUUGAUUGGCAGAAUUACGACUUGGAAGCUGUUCACCAGACUGCCUGGCAGGAGUUUUGGGAACUC